Messenger RNA from Pistacia vera, 1544 nucleotides. RefSeq names its product AP2-like ethylene-responsive transcription factor At1g16060. The transcript has 8 exons. The record is from RefSeq and is a predicted model, not a curated record. Lineage: Eukaryota; Viridiplantae; Streptophyta; Magnoliopsida; Sapindales; Anacardiaceae. Bases 25 to 1170 code for a protein of 381 amino acids. Gene Ontology annotation, molecular function: DNA binding; DNA-binding transcription factor activity. Gene Ontology annotation, biological process: regulation of DNA-templated transcription.
UCUCUCGCUAUCACCUCCCUCUUCAUGGCCAAGUUGUCACAGAAAAACCAGAAAAACAAUGCAAACGCCAAUGGUAACAGUAAUAAUAAUACUAAUCUUACAGCUAAUAAUGGUGUGACCAAGGUGAAAAGAACAAGAAGAAGCGUUCCAAGAGACUCUCCUCCUCAGCGUAGCUCCAUUUACAGAGGGGUCACUAGGCACCGGUGGACGGGGCGAUAUGAAGCUCAUUUGUGGGACAAGAACUGCUGGAAUGAAUCACAGAAUAAGAAAGGAAGACAAGUCUAUCUUGGUGCUUAUGAUGAUGAAGCAGCUGCGGCUCAUGCAUAUGACUUAGCAGCUCUCAAGUAUUGGGGUCAAGACACCAUUCUUAAUUUUCCUCUAUCAACGUACCAAAAAGAACUGAAGGAAAUGGAGGGUCAGUCUAGAGAAGAGUACAUUGGAUCAUUGAGAAGGAAAAGCAGUGGCUUUUCUAGAGGAGUUUCUAAAUAUAGAGGUGUUGCAAGGCAUCAUCACAAUGGGAGAUGGGAAGCUCGGAUUGGAAGAGUGUUUGGCAACAAGUACCUUUAUCUUGGGACAUACGCUACCCAAGAAGAAGCUGCCACUGCAUACGAUAUGGCAGCCAUUGAGUACCGUGGAUUAAACGCUGUCACAAACUUUGACCUCAGUCGUUACAUCAAGUGGCUGAAACCGGAUCAUCACGGCCGUGACAUUAAUCCAAAUCAUGAUGUUGUUAACCCUAACCUGCUGUUGGACACAUGCUUAACAUCAUCAACUCUUGAUGGAAGUUCUUCAAAUCAUCAUCAAGACUUCAAUUUAGGCUUCUUGAGUAACAACCAACAAAGUUCAAGUGUGAGUGCCAAUGAAACCCCCAUCUCGCUGCUGACUCAGCCGGUUCGACCGGUAACUGCCACGUCAGCCCUAGGGCUUCUCCUCCAGUCAUCAAAGUUCAAGGAGAUGAUGGAGAUGACUACUACAUCUUCCGAAGCUGAUAAUUGUACAUCCACGCCGCCGUUAAUGGAGUCAGACCCACUUCAGUGUAGCUUCCCGGAAGACAUUCAGACUUACUUUGGUUGUCAAGAUUCUAGCAGUUAUGGUGAAGGAGAUGAAAUGCUUUUUGGGGAGCUCAACUCGCUCGUCCCACCGAUGUUUCAGUGUGAUUUCGAUGCUUAGAGGAGCAGAUGCAGGCCUAUAGUUAAGAGAUUCUAGGCAAGGAGGAUUUAUUUUAAUUUACUUUUAUAUUAUAGAUUUAUUAUUUAAUAUUCAUAAAAUAAAAAAAUAAUUAGGUUAACUCUUUGCGAGAACCUGGAUCCUCUCAUAUUUAAUAUCUUCUCUAAUUACAUAUCAAGUUAAAUAGUCAUGAUUUGAUAUGUAUUUAGUAGAAUUUAAAUCAAGAAAGGAUCCAAUUUCUCCAUGUGAAUAUGAAGCCGCGAUUGUCGCUGAGCUUCGUUUAGGUGACAAAGGAAGGAGGAGGUGACAGAGAUAGCAAGGAAGGAAAGAAAUUAAUAGAUUCUUUUUAAAGGCGAUUAUUCUCGAGGGAGAGAGAA